Messenger RNA from Lolium rigidum, 1149 nucleotides. RefSeq names its product cytosolic Fe-S cluster assembly factor NBP35-like. Gene Ontology annotation, biological process: iron-sulfur cluster assembly. Gene Ontology annotation, cellular component: cytosol. Gene Ontology annotation, molecular function: ATP binding; 4 iron, 4 sulfur cluster binding; ATP-dependent FeS chaperone activity. The coding region runs from base 81 to 1142 and encodes 353 amino acids. The record is from RefSeq and is a predicted model, not a curated record. The transcript has 4 exons. Lineage: Eukaryota; Viridiplantae; Streptophyta; Magnoliopsida; Poales; Poaceae.
GCGGCGGCAAUCUUCACGGCGGCGAUCGGCGGCGGGAUUACACGGCAAAAGGCGAGCUCUCCCCUGCAACGCUAGAAGAGAUGGAGAAUGGCGGCAGCAAAGGUGACGUCCCGGAGGAUGCCAACGCGCAUUGCCCUGGAACACAGUCGGAGGAGGCGGGGAAGGCAGAUUCUUGCGCUGGAUGUCCUAACCAGCAGAUUUGCGCCACUGCCCCUAAGGGCCCUGAUCCUGACUUGGUUGCUAUUGCUGAGCGGAUGGCUACUGUGAAACACAAGAUACUUGUUUUGUCAGGGAAGGGAGGUGUUGGAAAGAGCACGUUUUCAGCUCAGUUGUCAUUUGCCCUAGCUGAAAAGGACCUUCAGGUUGGCCUUCUUGACAUAGAUAUAUGUGGCCCUAGCAUCCCAAAAAUGUUAGGCCUUGAAGGCCAGGAUAUUCAUCAGAGCAACCUUGGCUGGUCUCCCAUCUACGUUGAGUCGAACCUUGGUGUCAUGUCAAUUGGUUUCAUGCUGCCUAACCCUGAUGAUGCUGUCAUAUGGAGGGGUCCUCGCAAGAAUGGAUUGAUCAAACAGUUCCUUAAGGAUGUUGACUGGGGGGAGAUUGACUAUCUUGUAGUGGAUGCUCCUCCUGGAACAUCUGAUGAGCACAUUUCCAUUGUCCAGUAUCUACAAGCCACAGAAGUUGAUGGUGCGAUAAUUGUCACGACUCCACAGCAAGUGUCUCUGAUUGACGUGAGGAAGGAAAUCAACUUCUGCAAGAAGGUUGGCGUGCCAGUGUUGGGUGUUGUGGAGAACAUGAGUGGCUUGAGGCAGCCAUUUUCAGAUCUCAAAUUCAUGAAGCCAGGUCCUGCAGGGGAGACAGAUGCCACAGAAUGGGUGAUGAACUAUAUCAAGGAGAAAGCACCAGAGCUUUUGUCAGUCGUCGCGUGCAGCGAGGUGUUUGACAGCAGCAGGGGUGGCGCGGAGGCGAUGUGCAUUGAAAUGGGGGUCCCUUUUCUUGGUAAGGUGCCGAUGGAUCCACAGCUGUGCAAGGCAGCCGAGGAAGGGAGGUCAUGCUUCGUUGAUCAGAGGUGCAGUGCCAGUGCACUGGCCCUUAAAAGCAUAAUCGACAAGCUGAUCAAAACCAAUCCAGGAGAUGGUGUUUGACCUGCUA